Gekko japonicus is the source of this 2142-nucleotide messenger RNA. RefSeq lists its product as uncharacterized. NCBI's taxonomy places the organism in Eukaryota, Metazoa, Chordata, Lepidosauria, Squamata, Gekkonidae. Bases 108 to 2042 code for a protein of 644 amino acids. The transcript is spliced from 20 exons. The record is from RefSeq and is a predicted model, not a curated record.
UCCAGUUAGCGAGGAGCGGCGGCGGCAACCGCGGGCGGACCUCCUCCUCAGCGCCACUUCCCUUCGAGGAGCCCGCCCGCCCCGGCCGCGCCUGGUGAGGAGACGACAUGAACAGCACCGCAUUGCUGGGGCUCCGGGCAGCGGGUGUUGCGCCUCGCCUCUUGGGGCAAGGAGGCUGCCGCCUCUGGAGCAGCGAGCCCUGCGCCCCCCAGCCGAGCCCCCCUCUGCGGAUUGGCUGCGCCUCAGGCUUCUGGGGAGACACGGCUGCCUCAGUUCCUCAGUUGCUGUAUGGAGGGAAGCUGGAUUUCCUGGUUUUUGAUUACCUUUCUGAAAUUACAAUGUCUUUGCUAACUGCUGCCAAAGCCAAAUCUCCAGAUUUGGGAUAUACACCUGAUUUUGUAUUAACUGCAAUGGCUCCUUAUAUAAAGGAUAUUCAUAAGAAAGGUGUCCGCGUUGUCAGCAAUGCUGGUGGGAUUAAUCCGCUUGCCUGUGCUGAGGCUCUGCAACAGGUGGCGAAAAAGGCUGAUGUCGACAUGAAGAUUGCAGUUGUUACUGGUGACAAUUUGAUAGGAGAGGUAAACAACGUCAAAGAAGCUGUCCAACAAGCAGAAAAUGGGAGGUUAUUUCCAGAAAGCAUUCACAGCAUGAAUGUGUAUUUGGGUGCAAGACCAAUAAGUAGAGCUCUUGACCUAGGAGCUGAUAUUGUGGUGACUGGCAGAUGUGUUGACAGCAGCCUUGUAUUAGGACCACUAAUCCAUUCUUUUGGCUGGAAGAGAAAUGAAUUCAACCUCUUAGCAGCUGGAAGUGGCCGGUGGCAUCUGAUUGAAUGUGGUGCUCAAUGUACAGGUGGAAUAUUCACUGACUGGCAUACUGUAUCAGACUGGCAUAACAUCGGUUUUCCCAUAGUAGAAUGUUCUUCUGAUGGAAGUUUUAUUGUAUCUAAACCACCCAACACAGGAGGCCUGUUGUCUUUUGGCACAGUGGCAGAACAGUUGGUUUAUGAAAUUGGUAACCCUAAGGAAUACCUCUUACCUGAUGUCACAUGUGACUUCUCUCAAGUUUCUAUUAUUGAAAUCCCAGGUGUUGAAGGUGGUGCAGUGAAAGUUCAGGGAGCUACAGGAUUACCUCCUUCGUCAUUUUACAAGGUAAAUGCCACUUAUCCUGAUGGAUUCAAAGCUAUAGCUUGCUGCCCAGUGACAGGACCAAAAGCCAUAGAAAAGGGAAAACAAGUAGCUGAAAGUAUUCUGGAAAGGACUCGCAUGAUGUUUAGUCAACUGGGAUAUGAGGAUUACAGUGCAGUUAACAUACAGAUUUUAGGUUCUGAAGAAACAUAUGGACCACAUGCCAAGAGAAACAUAGAUGGUGGUCCCCGGGAAGCGGUUAUUUGGCUUGCUGUGCUUCAUAAGCAGAAGAAGGCAGUUGAAAUUUUCUCAAGAGAGAUUGCACCAGCUGGAACAGGAAUGGCACCUGGUGUCACUGGCCUUGUUGGAGGACGUCCAAAAGUAUCUCCAGUUUUGAAACCAUUUUUCUUCCUUUAUCCAAAAAAGAAUGUGAAGAUUAACAUAUUUAUGAAUGGAGAGCAUGUUGAAACAUUUGAGGAGGAUCUUUCAUUCACUUCAGAUGCACCAAUUUCACCUGAAGUGCUCCAGACUCAAGGUGACUUAAAAGAUCUACCAAGUGGUCCCCAUGCAUAUCGCCUGGAAGAUCUUGCCUACACCAGGAGUGGAGACAAAGGGAAUUCCGCAAAUAUAGGUGUCAUAGCCCGACAUCCUCUCUAUUACCCGUACUUGAAGAAAACAUUAACUGCUCAGGCUGUAGAAGGCUAUUUCCAACAUCUUUUAGAAAGAGAGGAGCCUGAAGAGAACUUGGUUAUAAGGUAUGAGUUGCCUGGAAUAUAUGGAUUAAACUUUGUUCUGAAAAAUUCACUUGGUGGUGGGGGCAUAGCAUCUCUGAGAAGUGACCCACAGGGCAAAGCAUUUGGACAGAUGCUGUUGGAUUUCCAGAUAAAAAAUGUUCCAAAUUUAAAAUCUUUGAUAGAAUAACAUUACUUACCUCAUUCAGUUUUGAAGCCACAUUAAGCAAAUAUUAGUUUUAAAUAAUGUACUGAGUCAGAAAAUGAAGACACCACUAAAAUUUCAGUUA